This is a messenger RNA of Rhizopus microsporus ATCC 52813, 498 nucleotides long. Its product is annotated as acyl-CoA N-acyltransferase. Lineage: Eukaryota; Fungi; Mucoromycota; Mucoromycetes; Mucorales; Rhizopodaceae. The coding region runs from base 1 to 498 and encodes 165 amino acids. The record is from RefSeq and is a predicted model, not a curated record. Gene Ontology annotation, molecular function: N-acetyltransferase activity. The transcript has a single exon.
AUGGAUCUUGAAAUUAAGCCAGCGACGAUUGAUGAUGUCCCUUUGAUUUUACACUUUAUUAAAUCCUUGGCAGCUUAUGAAAAAUUAUCUCAUGAAGUAACAGCAACAGAGGAUAUAUUACGAGAAACACUCUUUGGUGAGCGUCGAUAUGCUGAAGUCGUUUUUGCAUAUGCUCGAAAGACAAAGGAUUCCCCCCUUGAGCCUGCUGGAAUGGCUCUCUUUUUCCAUAACUUCUCAACCUUCACUGGAAGACCAGGGAUUUAUCUCGAAGACUUGUUUGUUCAUACAGAAUUUAGAGGUUCUGGUAUCGGCAAGAGUCUCUUGAUAUACCUCGCUGCUCUUGCAAAGGAGAGAAACAGUCCUCGAUUUGAAUGGGUGUGCCUUGACUGGAACGAAUCUUCUUUGAAAUUCUAUAACUCAUUAGGCGCUAAACAGCUCAAAGAAUGGAUCAUUCAUCGUGUGGAAGGAAAGAACCUUGACAGUCUUGCUGCCUUGUAA